AUGUUCACCAAGGCUAUUGGAAUCUUCGCUGCUCUCAGCGCUGCUGCGUCUGCCCUCCCGACUUCCCACAAUGGUCGCCGCCACGCCCAUGGCCACCAGGUCGUGCCUCGCGAUACCACUGUCACUAGCGACGGCGUUGAGAUCACCAAUAACAUGGACCAGACUAUCUACCUGUGGUCCGUCUCCGACGUCUCCAGCGAGAUGUACACCAUCAACAGCGGAGAGAGCUACUCCGAGAACUGGCGCACCAACCCUAAUGGUGGCGGUAUUUCUAUCAAGAUGUCCUUCACUCCUGAAGAAACCGACGUGCUUCAGUACGAGUACACCUACGACGACCCCAUUAUCUGGUGGGAUCUCUCCUGCAUCAACAUGGGUGACAACUCUGGGUUCUCCACCGUGGGCUUCGCUGUGACUUCCGAUGAUGCCGACUGCCCGUCCGCCAUCUGUGCACCCGGCGACUAUGCCUGUGCUGCUGCUUAUCUGUUCCCCGAUGAUAACACUGCUACACACGCAUGCACCAGCAGUAACCUGCUUCACCUCAACUUGGGAUCUUCCAACGUCACCAUCACUGCUUAA
This is a messenger RNA of Talaromyces atroroseus, 576 nucleotides long. RefSeq lists its product as hypothetical. The transcript has a single exon. Bases 1 to 576 code for a protein of 191 amino acids. NCBI's taxonomy places the organism in Eukaryota, Fungi, Ascomycota, Eurotiomycetes, Eurotiales, Trichocomaceae. The record is from RefSeq and is a predicted model, not a curated record.